AAAGCUAGAGCAAAAAAAACCCCGACACUGUGGUUUUUUCAUUAGUUAAAUAAUACAUCUCUACAAUUAGGUUUUAAAAACGGAAAAACAAAAAAAAAUCGUGGUUUAUUGUUUUUUUUGUAGAUUUUAUUUUGAAACGGAAAAACGAAUGAUCGAACCACACACACACGGAUUAUUACCCUGGGCGCAUGGACUGUUGGUAACAUCCUCCUUUCUCCCACCGCCUUCACUGCGUCCAGGUUGCAGAUGGUAGGAGACAUGAGGAUGCUAGCUUUGUGUUUUGUAUGAAUUUGCUGGGAGAAAUGUUAAUAUUUGGGAGCAUUGUAGGGAGGAUAAAUCACAUUUAAUGAAUGCAAAAGAAAGUUCAACACUUAUUCCAGUGUUGAAACGUUGUAGCUCCAAGGCAGCUGACCUGAGAUCAGCCCAGAUGAGCUCCACCUCCUGCUGUCCUCACUAAUGAAGCAGCUGGAGGCGCCUCAGGUUUGGACUGACGUGGUUCUGCAGGUGAGGAUCCAGAAGCGACCAGACAUGAACUUUCUGCUGCUUCUCUCCUUCUCUUUCCUCGGUGUUUCUGCUCUGAGUCCGGCGGAAGAGAUGAAGAGUCAGGAGCGGCUCUUCCUCAGCGCCCUCGGCCUCUCCGAGCGGCCUCGGCCGGCAGCAGCAGCCCGGCAGGCCGCAGGACGCCGCGUCCCCUCCGCCCUGUGGAGGAUGUUCCGGAGGAGCGACGGCGCCGAGGCCGGAGGCAGCGAGCCGUGCACGGUGAACGAGUACGGAGUCCGAGGGAACAUCAUCCGGUUCGUGCAGGACCAAGGCGGUUCGGCCGGUCCGAGCAGCAGCUGUGAUUCCUGCCUGGAGAAGCAGCUCUUCUUCAACAUGUCCGUCCUGCAGCCUGUGGAGCUGCUGUCUCUGGCCCAGCUGGAGGUCACGUUCCACUGGAAGCCCCUCCGACCCGCCGAGCUCCUGCAGAACCAGCGUUCCGUCAGCGUGUCCCUCUACAGAGUGAUCCGGUCCACGCUGAGGGGGGCCAGUCCUCAGGCCAACCGCCGCCCGCUGCUGUCCCAGACGGUGAAGCUUCAACCGGGCCCGACGUCCCUCAAGAUGGACCUCACCGCUCUGGCAGAAGGUUGGCGCAAACCGGGACGCAAUUACGGUCUGGUUCUGGAGCUGCUUGCUCCCAGCGCGGAUCCCUCCUACUCGGCUAACCUGCUCCCGGUGGAUCCGACCCUCGCCCUGCCGCUGGUCCGGGCCUCUCUGGUGGCCGUGUCCCUGAACCCCCACCAGUGUCGCUCCAGGCAGAGGAGGAGCACCUUCCACGCCCCGCUGACGCCCAGCAGCGUGUGCCGGGCCCGCCGCCUCUACGUGGACUUCAGGGACGUGGGCUGGCAGGACUGGAUCAUCGCCCCGCAGGGCUACAUGGCCAACUACUGCCACGGCGAGUGUCCCUUCCCGCUCAGCGAGAGCCUGAACGGCACCAACCACGCCAUCCUGCAGACCCUGGUCCACUCCCUGGACCCCGUCGGCACGCCUCAGCCCUGCUGCGUCCCCAUCCGCCUGUCGCCCGUCUCCAUGCUCUACUACGACAACAACGACAACGUGGUGCUGAGGCACUACCAGGACAUGGUGGUGGACGAGUGCGGCUGUCGAUGAGGACCAACGUUUAGCGUCUUAAACAGCUGCUAUCGGUCGUAUCUGUUGAGAUGUCUGAUAUGAUGGGAUGUCUUUCCCCUCAGGGAUUUUUACAGAAUCUAAAAUUUGUAUUUGCUUGUUGUCAUGGAGAUGUCUAAAGGUGUCUCUGCAUUUGAAAUCAAAGUGUUUUCCAGGGUAGAGUUUUAUUAAUUGGUUGUUGUCUCUGAAUAAAGUUGUGUUUUAAUUAACUUCA
Molecule: messenger RNA, 1879 nt
Organism: Amphiprion ocellaris (clown anemonefish)
Lineage: Eukaryota; Metazoa; Chordata; Actinopteri; Pomacentridae
Gene: gdf3
Product: growth differentiation factor 3
Exons: 2
Coding region: 457-1647 (396 amino acids)
Biological process (GO): SMAD protein signal transduction; BMP signaling pathway
Cellular component (GO): extracellular region
Molecular function (GO): growth factor activity; cytokine activity
Source: RefSeq, a predicted model, not a curated record